AUGUCAGAGUCAAAAACAUUUUAUGUUAAUGAAAAAUCAGGUGUUGAUACCUCAGAAGCUACAGGAUCAGAAUCUCAUCCAUUUGCAACACCAUCUUAUGCACUUUUUGUUAAUCAAGAUGCUAAAAUAUUAGUAUAUAAAGAAAUUGAAGAAAAACCAGAACAAUUUGAAUAUCAAGAAAUAUCAGCAUCGGCUUUGAAAAAGGCUAAAAAAGGUGCAGAGAGUUUAAAGAAAAAAGCUGAAAAACAGCAAAAAUUAAAAGAAGAAAAAGAUAAUUUACCAAAAGUAUCUGAAUUAAGUUUAUCAUCAAUUGAAGAAGAUUCAUCAUUACCAAAAGCAAAUAAAAUAAAAUUAAACAAAAUUCAAGAAAACAUUGAUAAAAGAGUUAUAGUUAAUGGUUGGAUUCAUAGAUUAAGAGUUCAAAAAGGUUUAGCAUUUAUUACUUUAAGAGAUGGUUAUGGAUUUUUACAAUGUAUAUUAACUGGAGAUUUAGCAAAAGCAAAAGAAACUCAAGAAUUAACUAUAGAAUCAACAGUUUCAAUAAAGGGAACUAUUUUAAAAUUACCAGAAGGAAAAUCUGCACCUGGUGGAGUUGAAUUAAAAGCUGAUUAUUAUGAAAUCAUUGGAUUAGCACCAAGUGGAGAAAACUCAUUCACUAAUAAAAUUCAAGAAGGUGCCGAUCCUUCUCUUUUAUUAGAUCAAAGACAUUUAACAUUAAGAGGUGAAACAUUAUCAGCAGUAAUGAAAGUUAGAUCAGUAUUUUUAGGAGCUAUAAGAAAAGUAUAUAAAGAAGAAGGUUUAUUAGAAGUUACUCCACCAUGUAUGGUUCAAACUCAAGUUGAAGGUGGUUCAACAUUAUUUAAAAUGGAUUAUUAUGGAGAAGAAGCUUAUUUAACUCAAUCAUCACAAUUAUAUUUAGAAACUUGUUUACCUUCAUUGGGUGAUGUUUAUUGUGUUCAAGAAUCUUUUAGAGCUGAAAAAUCUCAUACAAGAAGACAUUUAAGUGAAUAUACUCAUAUAGAAGCUGAAUUAGCAUUUUUAACAUUUGAUGAAUUAUUAACUCAUAUUGAAACUUUAAUUUCCAAAACAAUUCAAUAUGUUGUUGAAGAUCCAGUUGCUGGUCCAUUAAUUAAACAAUUAAAUCCAAAUUUCCAACCACCAAAAUUACCUUUCCAAAGAAUGGAAUAUAUUCAUGCAUUAGAUUGGUUAAAUGAACAUGGUAUAUUAAAUGAUGAAGGUGAACCAUUUAAGUUUGGUGAUGAUAUAGCAGAAGCUCAAGAAAGAAAAAUGGUUGAUACAAUCAAUAAACCAAUUUUAUUAAUUAGAUUCCCAGGAGAAAUUAAAUCUUUUUAUAUGCAAAAAUGUAAAGAUGAUCCAAGAGUUACUGAAAGUGUUGAUGUAUUAAUGCCAAAUGUGGGGGAAAUUACUGGUGGUUCAAUGAGAUCUUAUGAUUUAGAUGAAUUAUUACAAGGGUUUAAAUCUCAUAAAAUUGAUCCAGCUCCUUAUUAUUGGUUUUUAGAUCAAAGAACUUAUGGAACUACACCUCAUGGUGGUUAUGGUUUAGGUACUGAAAGAAUUUUAGCAUGGUUAUGUGAUAGAUUUACUGUUAGAGAUUGUUCAUUAUAUCCAAGAUUUACAGGAAGAUGUAAACCAUAG
This is a messenger RNA of Lodderomyces jiufengensis, 1656 nucleotides long. RefSeq names its product asparagine--tRNA ligase (gene DED81). Gene Ontology annotation, cellular component: cytoplasm. Gene Ontology annotation, molecular function: asparagine-tRNA ligase activity; ATP binding; nucleic acid binding. The coding region runs from base 1 to 1656 and encodes 551 amino acids. Gene Ontology annotation, biological process: asparaginyl-tRNA aminoacylation. The transcript has a single exon. The record is from RefSeq and is a predicted model, not a curated record. Lineage: Eukaryota; Fungi; Ascomycota; Pichiomycetes; Serinales; Debaryomycetaceae.